AACGCGCGUAUUCAUCGUCGAAUAGUGCCGCGCCUGUGCGCCCACGUUGAACGCUUACAUUUCUUUCUCUCAACGACAGAGGUGAAAGGACGGAAAACGAGUAUUCUAAGGGGUGAAAUUUUACGAGAUGUUGUCGCCAUGUGACCUUGCCUCGAAGGUGAAUUAUUAGGAAGAAUAACGGUUUUUAUCAUCAAGUUCAAAAUCGAAACGAGGCUGAAUAAACAGAAAUGACGGUUCGUUUUCCGGAAGUGAUUAGAAGUGGAUCGGAGGUGGAAGGUGAAUUGACGGGACCAGCAAAUCCAAUAAGUCAAUCGAUCGAUUGCGGCUGCGGUCAGCUACGAUGCCCGAAAUUGGCGAAAUUUGCAACGCGAAAACUUUACGUAGGAUUGAUUUGUUGGAUCGGUGUAGUGCAAGCUGCAUCGUACGCUUAUUUUCACGUGACAGGAUCCACGAUAGCUAGAAGAUUUCAAAUCGAUCUUGAUGUAAUGGAUUGGAUUCUUGUUGUGGCAGAAUUGACACCUAUUGUAUUAGGAUUAGUGGUAGCAUAUUGGGGUGACAGAAUACAUAGGACUUCAUGGAUAGGAGCGUUAACCCUUUUACAAAGCGUCUCAUAUUUCAUCUUGAUAAUACCUCAUUUAACACAUAGCGUUCGUGUCAUCGAAGAAACGCAAAACGUCACUCAAAUGUCAUUAUACGCUGAUGAUAGUCCAGAUUUAUGCUCUCGCGGAGCAUUGUCAAGGAUUAUUACAGAGGACAACGAGACCUGCUACUCUACUAUUGUCAUUAUAAGUCUAGUACUGAUCAUAAGCGGGAUAGCAAAUAUUGCAUACUAUGCGCUAGGAAUUUCUUAUUUAGACGAUAAUACAAGAAAGAAAAAUGUGACCUCGUACAUCAGUGUAAUAAUCGCUCUGAAGAUCAUUGGAGUUCUUCUCGGCUACUUCGUGGGUUGGGGAUGCCUUCGGAUAGACGCGGAAAAUUUCUCCGUUAUAACAUCCUAUCAGGAUCAAAUGGGAGCGUGGUGGCUUGGAUUUCCAAUUUUCUCUAUAUUAUUAGUGAUUCCUGGCUUACUGCUUUCGUGGUUCCCCAGAAGAUUACCUUCAGAGGUUGUCGAACAAGCUGCAGCCUCGCUUCUCAAUGGGACUGCAACAAGUAACCGAUCUCCCCACCGAACGACCAAUCAAAAGGUCGGCAGUCCCGCUUUUUUGCCGUCAUUGUGCAGAUUGAUCACUAACAAGAUUCUUAUGUGCAACAUUCUGGCUACGGUGUUCUGUGCGAUGGCUCUUUUAAAUUUUAUAGCGCAUGAGGAUAUCUUUUUGGAGUCCAGAUUUCAAGCACCCAGACCGACAGGAAUGCUCCGUGGUUUUAGCGAUCCUUUGUAUUCCAGACUAGCUAUUAAUAUCAUGAGACCCGUUGUGAUUGGACUGAUCGUAAUCAUCAGUGGUCUAGUAUUAUCCAAGGCAAAGCCACGCUCUAGAUAUAUUAUUGCUUACAGUUUUGUUAUCGUGCUUUUGACAUUAGCGAUUAUCAUCGCACUAAUCUUUGCCACUUGCGACAAACCACCUAUCGUUGGUAUAGACAAAGAUCUUGGCCCAAUGUUGAAAUAUUGCAACAGAGAUUGUCGUUGCUCUAAGGAUGCCGAUUUCCGACCGAUUUGCGACACCUCGGGAAAGUUCACGUAUUACAGUCCUUGCUACGCUGGCUGCUCCACAAUCAUUUACGUCGACGACGUGAAGAUCUAUAGCGAUUGCACCUGUGUGGUGUUUAUGACAGGGUGGGGUAAUGACCAAGCGAAAGAUGGCCCGUGCGAUUCGAUUAGAUGCCAAGCCGGCUGGAUGCUUUUUGAGUUUGGAACUUUAGUGGCCUACUCUCUAAUCGCUUCCACUUUCGUAGGAGAUUUAUUGAUCAAUAUAAGAUCCGUCUUCAAGCAAGACAAAGCUAUCAGCAUAGGUUUCUGGAUGACAUGGAUGGGAAUAUUUGUUCAUAUUUUUGGCAAACUUCUUUAUGAAUUCGUCUCGCGUCAGGCAUGUCAAUAUUGGGGCAGUCAAAAGACAAUUUGUCAUUUACACGAUUCUGAAAAACUUGGAAGUUACCUGUGUUAUCUAACGAUAACAUUCUUAUCACUUUCUCUUUUGUUAAAAAUUAUUCUUUGGUUUUUCUGUAAAGAUUUACAGUUGUAUGAAGAAAUUGAAACUAAAGACGAAGAAAUUGCUGAGUUGCGAGAAUUGGUCGAACCAGCAACAGCCGAGCAACCUGAAACAUCAAAUAAUAAUGAUGGUGAAAUGAGACAAUUAGAGGCACUUGUCGAAGAACCAAGGACAGUACCGGAGAGAGCAACUCUGGAAGAAAUUUCACCGACAGAAAAGGAAGCUACUCAAAAGAGCGCUUCUCCUAAGGUUUAUCCCAAAGUAAACGCAGAACGUAAAGCCAUUAUCCUUAACGGCAUGAUGGUCCCACACAAGUAUCAGUCGGAUUCAAACCCUCCAACAAAUCGUAAUUUGCAAUCGACGAUUCGAAAUCUCGAUUCCGAGGACGAGCUAGACAGUUCGAGUGACGAAAGUAAGAAACAGUCUAAUGUACAAGUCGCUUACACGCCGUUAGAACUCGACUCUGAUGUCGAGAGCGAUCUCAGCAGCGUCGGUCCUAGAUCAAGAAGACGUGUUCCCAGCAAGGAUUACGAUCAGGCUCGCGACGAGAACGAUCGUCCCUCCUUGAAGAACACGUCUUUAAAACGUCGAUUUCCCAAUCCCGAUCACUACGAGGACUCGCAAAAAAGACGAAAUUCCAAAUUUAAGAAUCCGAUUGAUUAUCAGGACAAUUCCUCGAAGACAAGCAGCUCCGAGUUUGCAAAGGAGAGUCAAGAGAGCAACGUGCCCAAACAAGGUGACUUCAACGAAGUUGGCAUACCGAUAGUGGAUCCGUUUCUGUACCAGAAAGGCAAGUCGGACGAUACUGCGCACUCAAAGGACGUGAAAUCAUUGAUUGAUCGAUACGAGCAGAACACGAGUCAGGAAACUCUAGACGAAGAUCGAUUAUCAGUGAAGUCAGCAGAGGAUACGAGAAGUCGACCAGAGAGCAAAAUAGGUAUACCUCUAGUAGCUAUGGUUCCCGGUAGGUCAUCCUCUCGAGGACAAUCCUCUUCAGGCUUUGGCAGUUCGCCAGAUGUACAGGACAAGGAUUCUGAACCACGUUCGGAGAGACUUGGGACUCCCAGUCCGAAAAAUGUCGCUAAAGACAGCAAAGCAGCGCAUCAAACCGAUCUUUAAAAAUUACUCUUACGUGAUAGAUGACGCAUGAAAAUGAUGCGUAUUUGAGGAUAUUUAUGGUGUAACCCAAUAGAAUAGAAGCACUAUCACGAUAAAUUUAUGUUUGCGAGCGAUAAGAGGCUUUGACUGCCAAAGUACACAACGCUACACAAUACUAUCUCUGACACCUGUCACGUUUGAGAUAUAAAACCUCCAAUUUAAUUUCAUGUUUUAACAGACAAACAGUAAAAUUUUACGCACAUCUUCUUUAUAAAUCGUAACAUCAGGUAGCUCUAAUGAUCAUGCAGAAUUGAUACGUUGCGAUAGAUAAAAAUACUUUUAUCUGCGAGUAAUCGAAACAUUUCUAAUAAAGGAUAGCCGGUUAAUAAAACGUAUGCUAUAUUUCGUGUGGCAUACUUUCAUAUUCGUAUAGUUAUCCUUUGAAAAACGUAACAUGUAUAACGACGUUCAUUAUAAUCUUUUUGAUAUUUAUUAUGGAAUUAAAAUCUAUAUUAUAA
Messenger RNA from Solenopsis invicta (red fire ant), 3760 nucleotides. RefSeq names its product solute carrier organic anion transporter family member 1A5. Gene Ontology annotation, molecular function: protein binding. The coding region runs from base 228 to 3263 and encodes 1011 amino acids. Lineage: Eukaryota; Metazoa; Arthropoda; Insecta; Hymenoptera; Formicidae. The record is from RefSeq and is a predicted model, not a curated record. Gene Ontology annotation, biological process: sodium-independent organic anion transport; transmembrane transport. The transcript is spliced from 10 exons. Gene Ontology annotation, cellular component: membrane.